GCAUGCCCAGAUGGCCUUUUUACGGUUAGAGACAGAAAUCUGUCAGAUCAGCGGAGCGUGCAUUCCCCUAAUACCUGCUAAUAUUUCUUAAUACUUUCUUCCCCUAGUCUGCGAUAGACACUUAAAUCUAUCUUGAAGUGUCCUCACAUUUGGAUUCUAACUUUUCGACGCCUGUAGCCGAAGGAAACCGCAAAGAAUGACGAGCAAUUUAAAGCGGAAAGAAGAAAGUCAUCUGGUGAAUGGGGGUGUAAAACAGCCCACAUGGAGCAAAGCCUUCAACAGUACUGCUGUUUGGGAAGAGAAGGAUGAGUUUUUAGAUGUGAUUUACUGGCUUCGACAAAUUAUUGCAGUAAUCCUCGGUGUGAUAUGGGGUGUGGCACCGUUGAAAGGAUUCCUGGGAAUAGCCAUAUUCUGCAUCAUCAAUGCUGGCGUCCUGUAUGUAUACUUCAGCAGCUUUCAGCAGAUCGAUGAGGAAGAGUACGGUGGCACGUGGGAACUCACCAAAGAAGGCUUCAUGACAUCUUUUGCUUUGUUUCUGGUGGUGUGGAUAAUCUUUUACACAGCUCUACAUUUUGACUGAGAGGAAUCCACAGGACACUAAAUACGAACAUUUCUGUUGAAGUAAAUUUUCAAAACGGAGGAACUCCAUGGCUUGAUGGGUGUCAACGCUCCUACACACAGUACGACUCCUCAGUGUGCAGCGCGUCAUGGGAAUCCUAGUUUGAUUAACGAGAUCCUGCAAGACCACCGUGAUGUUCAAAUAAUAUACAAUCUCUCUGAUUUAAGGGGUUCCUGUUUAAGACACCCUCCAUUACACUUCCCAUACGUUUAUAUUUCCUUCCUCGCCUCAAUGUCAUCAUCUCCAACAAAACACUAUAUAACGAAUAGACCAGCUGAGAUUGGUUGCACUUCUUUUUGCAACUGAUCUAAAUCAGAACAGGGAUUCUUUAGUAUUUGUUAGUUUCUACUGGGCCUUUCUUCUGUUGUAGAAGAGUGACAUGAACACAGAUUUUAGACUGACACUAUGACAGAAAGUGUGUGUAUUUAUCCCAGUUUACUGCUCAUUAGCCUGUCAUUAAGUAAAAGGAAGUUGGUGAUAAAAACCAAAUGUCACAUAGUAAAUUAGGGUUUAAUCAGAAUGUAAGGUGUUGCUUUUCAAUUUAGGGACAAAGACAUCAUAUUGGAUGUAUAAAAACACCAGUAAAAGAUUGUUUAUGUGGUUUCACUGUUAAAUCAUCGCUCACUCCAAAGUCAUUUAUUUGCCUUGUUAAGAAAAUAAUCAUGGCCUCAAAAAUGAUUGAAAUUUAAAAAGUGGCAUGGCAGUAAAGCACAUUAUAAGUUAUCAUUGCAGCUGUAGUACGCGACUGUUUUUAGUGGAUCAGGGAUGGGUCGGAUCUUUGGAA
This is a messenger RNA of Plectropomus leopardus (leopard coralgrouper), 1403 nucleotides long. The record is from RefSeq and is a predicted model, not a curated record. Lineage: Eukaryota; Metazoa; Chordata; Actinopteri; Perciformes; Serranidae.